Molecule: messenger RNA, 3251 nt
Organism: Bubalus bubalis (water buffalo)
Lineage: Eukaryota; Metazoa; Chordata; Mammalia; Artiodactyla; Bovidae
Product: cationic amino acid transporter 3
Exons: 12
Coding region: 1087-2859 (590 amino acids)
Biological process (GO): transmembrane transport; amino acid transport
Cellular component (GO): plasma membrane
Molecular function (GO): amino acid transmembrane transporter activity
Source: RefSeq, a predicted model, not a curated record
UGAGCCACCAGAGAAGCUUAUAUCAUCUUGUUGAAGCAUUUAAACUUUAUUGCUGUUGGGGCAGAAUAUCGUGUCCUCUAUCCUCUUAGGUUCUUUGUCUGGAGCCUGCAGAGUAGACACACGAAGGGUAGAUGAACAGGAGAAAGAAGUCUUCUGUUUACAUUUCCCAAGAAAGGAGGCAAGUGGGCUCUAGGCUAGAUAUUUACAAUCUGCCUUCUGUUCCCACUUGGAGCCGGAAAUGACAGGAACAGAGUAAAUAGCUGGACUUUGUCUGCUGUGGACACGGUAAUAUAACAAUCAUGGCAGGGACAAAGAGGGGCUAAACCCUGUGUGUGUAAAAGAUCAAGAGGUCACAUAUUUUCUAUCUUUAGGGCACUGCACAUGUACAGAAAGUCCCCUUGGGGGGCAAAAAGAUGGGGGUGCCAUCCCGUAAUAGGUGAUGUCCAGGGCCCCCAGAGGCCUGUGUGCUGGAAUCCAUCUAGGAAAAAAAGCUGCACACACUUGUCAGGGAGGGUCCUAGGGCAGGGCAGGUAAUUUGCCAAAGACAAACAAAGACAGGAAGAACCACCCUGUACAGAUGAUUUAACAGUCUCUUUAUGGGGCUCCUCCUCCUUCGGGAGGAUGCCCACAGCCUUUCUAUUGGGUGUGAACUCUGCCUGCCUUCUGUCUUAACAAACCUCCUCUGUGUGCUCCUCCACGACUGUGCUGUGUCUUCAGUAACGCACAUUUAUUAUAUUUUUAGUUUUUGCCUCCUGGAGAAAUGCAUUUUUUACUGGGGGCAAGAAUGAGGAGAACCUUGUUUCUAGUUUCUAGCCACUGGUGGACUAGAGAUUAAGAUUCCUGGUUUUUCACCCAGGCCACCCGGGUCCAAUUCCUGGGCAGAGGACUAAGCCACUCUUCAUGGUUGAUCUCUCUCCAAGAUCAUUGAUGCUGAAGCCUGGGAUUUCAAGGGACUCCCCAGUUCGGUUCUUGGAGAUGUCUCAGCUCCAGCCCCGCAUGGCUUAACCUCAGCCUCCCUGACUGACCCAGUACUCCAGGCUCUGCUCCAAGGAUCCACAGAUAGUAGCCUCGUGACCUCUGUCUAGGAUGCUUCAGGAUGCUCGUCAAUUUGGUCAGAAGCUGGUGUGCAGGCGGCCACUGGGUCCCAGAGAGGAGACUGAGCAUCACAUGGCUGGUUGUCUGAACACCCUAGACCUGGUGAUCAUAGGUGUGCGCAGGAUGUUGGGAGCUGGCGUGCACAUCCUGGUUGGUGCAGUGGCCAAGUACAUCGCUGGACCAGCAAUCGUCCUCUCCUUCUUGGUGGCUGCCCUGUCUUCUCUGUUGUCAGGGUUCUGCUAUAUAGAAUUUGGGGCCCGGGUACCAAGCUCUGGUUCUAUGUAUCUCUACAGCUAUACCAUCAUGGGUCAGGUGUAUGGCUUCAUCAUUGGCUGGAAUCGCAUACUGUCCUUAACUGUUGGCACUGCCUGUAUAGCCCGGGCCUGGAGCUACACCUUUGACAGCCUGACUGGGAACCACAUCUCUCAGGGGUUAGAGGGAACUUUCUCCCUAUAUAUGCCCUACUACCUGGCCAAGUACCCAGACUUUUUUGCCCUGGGCCUGGUGCUGCUGCUCACGGGACUACUGGUUCUGGGAGUUCAUGUGUUACCCCAGGUUAACAAAGUGUUCAUGGGCAUCAACAUUUUGGUCCUCAGCUUCAUCAUCGUCUCUGGCUUCAUUAAGGGAGACCUGCACAACUGGAAGCUCACGGAACAGGACUAUACAUUGAACACAUCUGAAUCCAAUGACAUUUAUAGCUUGGGCCCUCUGGGUUCUGGAGGGUUUGUGCCUUUUGGCCUUGAUGGGGUUCUCCGAGGAGCAGCUUUAUGUUCCUACAUGUUUAUUGGUUUUGAUUCCAUUGUCACUACAGGGGAAAAAGCCCAAAAUCCUCAGCGGUCCAUCCCCAUCAGCAUCGUGGUCUCAGUCUUGAUCUGCUUUGUGGCAUACUUUGGUGUCUCAGCAGCUCUCACCCUCAUGGUGCCCUACUACCAAAUUCACCCUGACAGCCCCUUUCUACAGGCUUUUCUCCAUGUUGGGUGGGGCCCUGCCACAUAUGCCGUGGCUGUUGGCAUCCUCUGUGCUCUUUCAUCCAGCCUCCUGAACACCAUGUUUGCCAUGUCUUGGUUGAUCUACACAAUGGCAGAGGAUGGGCUCCUUUUCCGAUUUCUUGCCCAGAUCAAUGCCCGUACACACACUCACAUCAAGGUUAUUAUGAUUUCUGGAAUCCUUACAGGGGUCUUGGCAUUACUCUUCCAUUUCAGUGAUCUGAUGGAUCUCAUGUCACUUCGGUCCCUGCUUGCUAACUUGGUGGUCGAUUUUUCUGUCCUUGUGCUCAGGUAUCACUCAGACCAGAAUUUAAGCAAGAACCAAAAAACAGAGGAAGAAAGUGAGAUGGAGCUUGUAGUCAAAGAAAGGUCUUUGGACUCUGUACUUGAAGCCGGCACCUCAAGGAAUCUAAAGAGUCUGUGGUUCCCUGCCAGCACCAUCCCCACCCAGACAUCUGGCCAGAUUGUCUAUGGAUGUGCCAUAGUGCUUGUUGUCCUGCUGAUAAUCUUGAGCCUGAUCGUGUACCAGUGGCCCAGCCAGGUGUUCUCUGGAGACCCCAUGCUCACAACAGUGGCUGUGCUGCUGCUGCUGCUCAUCACUGGGGUCACGGCCAUCAUCUGGAGGCAGCCCCAGGACCCCACUGCUCUUCACUUCAGGGAUUUGCCAUAUACUUUGGAUAUGGGAUCCGACACAAGUUGGAGGAGAACACUGAGCAACACACUAGCCUCCACCUCCCAAAUGCUGGACAAAGACAUCCCUAGUGAUGAAUCAUCUUAACCACAGGAGAGAGAUGCUGUGUGGAAUCCCUCCAUGCACUGGAGGAUCUGCUUCGGGAGGCACUGUGAGCCUCUAUGGACGGUGAAGGCAGAAUGCAUUUACAGCUGUGUAUUUAUUGCUAGUGGACAAAGUGACUUUAAUGCUGCAAAUGCUGAAGGAAGCAUUUAAAAGGAUCAUCAGUUAAGUUCAGUCGCUCAGUCGUGUCUGACGCUUUGAGACCCCAUGAAUCGUAGCACGCCAGGCCUCCCUGUCAUCACCAACUCCCGGACUUCACUCAAAUUCUUGUUCAUCGAGUUGGGCAAUACACACCCAGAAAAGAGAAUUUUCAUGAAAAAUGUACAGAAAUGUAACCAGAAACCAGAGGAAGAAAUAAAAUAUUAACUUGCACAUAA